Messenger RNA from Lingula anatina, 2550 nucleotides. Its product is annotated as ras-related protein Rab-7a. Gene Ontology annotation, molecular function: GTPase activity; GTP binding. Lineage: Eukaryota; Metazoa; Brachiopoda; Lingulata; Lingulida; Lingulidae. The record is from RefSeq and is a predicted model, not a curated record. Gene Ontology annotation, cellular component: lysosome; late endosome; phagocytic vesicle. Gene Ontology annotation, biological process: phagosome-lysosome fusion; endosome to lysosome transport.
CUCUGGUCACGAGAACGACCGCCAUAUUGGAGGUGGAAAAAUUGCAGUAGCAUCGGAAGAACAUUUUUGUAAAAAUAUCGCAAUUUUGUAAUUUUCACCAUGUCAUCUAGAAAGAAGGUAUUAUUGAAAGUCAUCAUCUUGGGGGACAGUGGUGUCGGGAAGACGUCCCUGAUGAACCAAUAUGUGAACAAAAAAUUCAGCAAUCAGUACAAGGCCACAAUUGGAGCAGAUUUUCUCACAAAAGAAGUCAUGGUAGAUGAUAGACUGGUCACAAUGCAGAUUUGGGAUACAGCGGGCCAGGAACGUUUCCAGAGCCUGGGGGUGGCCUUCUACCGUGGUGCCGACUGCUGCGUACUGGUCUUUGACGUCACCAUGCCCAACACAUUCAAGACGCUGGACAGUUGGAGGGACGAGUUCCUCAUCCAGGCCAGCCCCAGGGACCCCGAACACUUUCCUUUUGUGGUGAUUGGGAACAAAAUUGACUUAGAAAAUAGAGCGGUGUCCACCAAGAGAGCCCAGGGUUGGUGCCACAGCAAAGGUGAUAUCCCGUACUUUGAGACCAGCGCGAAGGAGGCCAUCAACGUGGAGCAGGCUUUCCAAACAGUGGCGAAGAACGCACUAGCGCAGGAGACAGAGGUGGAGUUGUAUAAUGAAUUCCCCGAUCAAAUUAAGCUCACAAAUGCGGACGCUAAUAAGAAACAAGACGGAUGUGCAUGUUAAUGGAAGCCAAGGACCUAUGAGCUUGGAAUUCUGGGAAUGCAUCAUUGUUAUACUCUUUUUGUAAGAGCAACUCAUCUAGAAAACGUAAUAUAUUUCCUAGGAGGAAUUUACAGUUAAAAAAAAAAAAAAAAAAAAAACUCGCUCCUGAUGCCAAAAUAAAACAACUGGCUCAAUUUGUCAGUCACUCCAGUUGUGUAACAAAAUGAAUUAUCACCGUUUCAUCAUAUCAGAGUAUAAAAAGGGAUAUUUUUGGUGCAUGAGAUGGAUUGGACUAUCUUGCAAACUCUGAACAAAGCUCCUAUCUUUAUUGAAUUGGUACUAUAUUGAGAAAGAAAAAAGAUAUUCAUAAAUGUCAUCAAAACUCAUGAGAUCACUGAAUCUUUAUUAUCAAUGUAAAUCUAAGAAAAAUAAACACGAUUCCUAUUUACUUAAGUGUAGGUUAGGACCAAACAAAAGAUCAGGAGUUCAUUUUCUCUGAAAAUUCUCUGUAAUCAUGCAAAUCUGAUCUUCAUGACAUAUGAGGAUGGCAUUACGGUGGUUCAUGCAUUCUCAUUCUAUACUGCAGAAAGGGGGUUGGGAGAGAUUCGUGUAUUUAAUCGGGGAACACGCCUGUAAAAUAAUGGGGGGAUUCAGGGAGAGUAAGAAAUGGAAAUGAACAAAAAAAAAAAAAAAGAAGUGUCGAUCUUGGGUGAUAUUUGGACAGUAUGAUUGGAGAGAGGUGUUAAGGUUCACCAGUUUCUCCAUAGGGGUCAAAGUUUGGGAGGCUAAACCAAUGUUAAGUAAGCAGUCAGUGAGUGAUGGUGUGCGUAAGUACAGUGUCACCCGAUGUACGACUAUUCUUUGUUCUCUCACGAGGAAAAUAAUUAUUAGGAUCUGACAUUUCACGACCAAUUUUGACCAUUGUACAAGGAAUGUGAAAAUGACACUCAAAAGACGAUGAGGAGAGUGGUGAUAUUUUUGUAUGAUAUUUGAAAGAAAAAAAUUAAUAAUCUAUUAAUGUACAGGAACCUGAUGGUAUUUGAUUAAUGGUUAUUAGUGCUGCCAGAGACCUGGUGGCACUAGCAGGUUGGGAGCCUAUAGUGCAAGGAGACACAUAUAUACUAUCUAUAUAUAUAUACAUAUAUAUACAUGCAAUCAAUGUGACACCUUGUAUAAUGCGACGCAGAGGUGCACCUUGUACCCAGGUAUUGAAUGGGUCACACAUAGCCCUGUAUAUAUGCUGUACGUGGCAUAGGCUACCUCACAUGAUAAGAUGCAACAGCAACAGGAAGGUUAUCAUCAAUGUAGGUCAGAUCAAUAAUAUGUGUAAUGCCAUACCUAUCAAAUAGUGUAGUUAAGGGAAGAGAAUGCCACAGCAGUUAAAAUACUAUAGGUAGAAUUAAUGCCAAUUAUUAUUGAUUGUACAGAUGGAGGAUUUUGUGUAAAUACAGCAGUAAGCAUGCAGUGCAAAUUGUCUGAAAACUGGCAACAUGGUCAUCUUUUUGAUGUAUUUUAUUGCUACAAAUUAUGCUAUAUUCAGGAUGAAGAAACUGAUUCUGAGACUUCUCUUUUACGUGCAUGUUAAAAAUGAAGUAAAACCUACUGAAACUUAGUCACGAUGGGGUAAAGGUAAUUUUCUUUAUACAAAAAAAAAAAGCUUUGGUGCUUCUCGAUAUUUUACCAAACAAAUCUUUUACAUCAUUUAGUUCUGACUCUUAAAUUUGCUGCAAACAACUUGCAUUUUCUUACUGUCAAAGAAUCUUGUAAAAAGUGUGAAAUGAAUCGCAUGCAUGAUUGUAUGAUUUCAUUUAUAACUGAUGUACCAUGUGGAAAAUAAAAUGUUAAGAUGAA